Triticum turgidum subsp. durum (durum wheat) is the source of this 903-nucleotide messenger RNA. NCBI's taxonomy places the organism in Eukaryota, Viridiplantae, Streptophyta, Magnoliopsida, Poales, Poaceae. The record is from the annotation of a GenBank genome assembly.
AUGGUCGGAAGCAGCCCCAUGCAGGCGGUGCUGGUGGCGCCGGGGGUGAAGGGCAAGCAGGUGCUCCCCUACAAGCGGGACGCGCUCAAGGAGAAGCACGCCAUCGCCGGCCUCAUGCGCUCCAUCGCCGGCUCCGGCGUGCGCAGCGCCUUCUACGUCCUCGACCUCGCCAGGGUCGUCGACCUGUACAUGCGCUGGCACCGCGCGCUGCCGGACGUGCGGGCAUACUACGCCGUCAAGUGCAACCCGGAGCCGGCGCUGCUCGGCGCGCUAGCGGCGCUCGGCGCCGGGUUCGACUGCGCCAGCCGCAGGGAGAUCGAGGCCGUGCUCGCGCUCGGGGUCGAGCCGGGCAGCAUCGUGUACGCCAACCCGUGCAAGCCCGAGGCGCACAUCGAGUACGCGGCGCGGGUGGGCGUCAACCUCACCACGUACGACUCCGAGGAGGAGGUGGCCAAGGUGAAGCGCUGCCACCCCGGCUGCCAGCUCAUCCUCCGCAUCAAGGGCCCCGACAACGGCGACGCCAAGCCGGGACGGUACUUUGCUGAGACGGCCUUCACGCUGGCGGCGCGCGUCAUCGGCAAGCGCACGCGCGGCGAGGUGCGGGAGUACUGGAUCGACGAUGGACUCUACGGCUCCCUCAACUGCGUCCUCAUGGACGACUACGUGCCGCGCCCAAGACCGCUCGCCGCCCCAAGCACCGGCGAGGAGACGUACACUUCAACGGUGUUCGGACCGACGGGCGACUCACUUGACACCGUCGUGACAGGGUACCGGCUACCGGAGAUGAGCGUGGGGGACUGGCUCGUGUUCGACGACAUGGGCGCCUACUCGAUCGGCUCCGGCUCUCAUUUCAACGGCUUCUCCAUGUCCGACCUUACAAUAUUCUUAGCCUACUCUAGCUAG